Messenger RNA from Fusarium odoratissimum NRRL 54006, 2769 nucleotides. RefSeq lists its product as uncharacterized. The record is from RefSeq and is a predicted model, not a curated record. Lineage: Eukaryota; Fungi; Ascomycota; Sordariomycetes; Hypocreales; Nectriaceae. The coding region runs from base 1 to 2769 and encodes 922 amino acids. The transcript has 2 exons.
AUGGAUAUCUUUAACAAAGCUAUUCGCCGCCGCCGCCAUCGGUCUGGCUAUGAUGUCGACCUAUUGAGUGCUGCCUUCGGCCUCCCAUUUCUGCAUGUUAAUGGACCUGGGAACAACAGCGCUCGCCGUGUAGCACUCGACUACGUAUCUGAAUCUGAACCUGAUUCCGAAUGUGGCGAUGGCAGUGAAGACGGCUCCGAGGGUGCGUUUUCUUCGUCUUCUGAGGAUGAUCGAGGGCGUCAACAACGUGGCUAUGAUACACCCGAAAGAGUCUCUACGUCCCGUCCACUUCCUCAUUCGUCUCCUCAUCCUUCCAAAAGAUCCCCCAACAGAAAGAAACACCACCGUCGACAGCUCGCCAAGUCAUCACCUCGCUCAAGUCCUCGGAAAUCGUCUCGUCGACAGGGUUCUCGCUCGAGUUCUCGAAGAUCGACCGUCGAGAUCAUGAAUAGUCAGCAACAGCCUGUUUCUCAUGUACGGCCUUCUGCGACAUUUCCCCCUCAAUUUCCUAUUCCUUUGUCGAAGCAACAUUGUAAUAUUGUACAAUCUUCACCAUUUCCUAUUCCUUCUUUGAGCCAGCCUCUCAGAGUCCCAGUGUGUCAACCUUUCCCUCAGCAACCAGUGUGCUAUCAUCACCAGAUCAACUACGUUCCGCACCGUACAUCUACCUUGAUGCAAGCUCAUCCAGCUCAGUAUAUUGCGCCUGUUCCCCAACCUGUCGCAGCACGAACUCCUGCAUCUGAUCAGGCACCAACAGUCUCCAUGCCUCCAGCGGCAUUCAAAAACACCUUGAAUUCAGCAGGGGAAGGGGGUGACCGCCACAAAAAGCCUGGCAAUCAGGGAGACGCCAAGGUUUCCGGCCCGUUGACAAACCAAGUGCAACGUCUACAGAAACAUAUUGAAGCCAAGAUGGCUGACUUGGCCGAGGAGCCCAACAGCAGAAUCUUGCGUCGCGACCUCCGCCGCCUUCAAGACAGACUUAAUUUUGCCCUGAAUAAGGCUAUCACAGCAAGCAAAAAGCCUCACGCAAGACAAGUAUCAAACUCCACUUUCAGCGGCUUCUCUCAACCAGCCCAUGAUGAAAAGACUGCACAAGAAAAAGACUUUCAGCAGAGCCGGAAGCGAGAGCAAUUUGGCCAACGAGAUGUGAGUCCUCAGCGCAUCGAACGCCAUCACAUUUGCACAGAGUGUGGAAACAUGCGUUCAGCGCUCUACCACAAGAAGUUUCCUGUUGGCCCAGGACCAUCCACUAAGAUCAAUCUCUGCGAGAGCUGCCGAGAGAUGGAAUACAAACGAGGUGUCGUUCGCCAAUACCACUUCUGUUCCAAUUGUGGAAGCGCGAGGUCCAAGACAUUUCAUGCCCAGCACCCAGUCUUUCCAGGAGAGCCAAUCUUCACAAACUAUUGCGAUGCCUGUGUCCUGGAGUUCCACUACAAUGGAAGUCUGCCAGACGACUCUGUGAUUGGGCUGGCCCCCAGACUGAAGGACCACAUAGCCAGACGAGCUGCCAUUCAAAAGGAAGACGACAUGGAUUCUCUGACUGUCAAUCGCCAUCGCAAUCGUAGUAAAGGAGAACCAAAAGCCUCCCUUGACCAGGACGAGGCCAUUGAGUACAAGAAACAGGCUCCUACGAUUGGGAAGGUCCGCGGAAGGCUUCCUGAACCACGAGAGCCCAGAGACACUGUCGUUUCCCCAGAGACCACCGUCGUUUCACCAGAGUCUUCUUACUGUCCCUCGAGAAAUACGGGGUCUUCCAACCGCCGAGCAGAGCGGAAGUCAUUGGGAGAUACCAACACUGAUCCUCCUCCUCCUCAUAAGGAGAGCGAAAAGCGUCCUCGGAAUUACCAGGCACCAUAUGUUGAAGACUCGGUUUCGACGGCUCACUCCAAAGGAGACACUCACAUUGAUAGCCAUGAAGGUGAAAUGACUGGUCAGAAGUUCACAAACAAGGUUUACGAGCCAUGGAAAACUCUUCCGCGUGACUUUGUUCUCAAGUCCGCAAUGGCCAGUGAUCGGUCAUCUUCGGACGGCUCCGGAAAAGCCCAAGAUGCAACAGAAAAGGGACCACAUCGACCGCGCGAGAAGUCUCUUGACUCUGAACGGUCUGACCCAAGCUCCUCCAAGUCUUCCGGUAGUAAGACUGUGAGAUUCAAGAAGUCUAUUGAUGUUCGUACUCCCUUGGCCCACGAGGGCGGUACUGAGUUCUCGGAGCCUGAGUCUCCCAUCAGAAUGAGGCUCCCAGGAUCCCCUCUCAUCUCACGCAAGAAGCCAUCGUAUUACAACAGCUAUUCGCCUGAAAGAAAGGUCACAGACAAGAACCUCCAUCCUCACUAUGGCCAAUCUUCAAGGAAUAGUUCGGUACCCAACCGCGAGAACUUGCGUACACCAGACGACUUUCGGCCCGGAGCACCUUCGAAGGGCUACUCUCAGGGUGCUUUCAGCAAAGAUUUUGAUAACGGUGGAGACUGGGAUUCCUUCCGAAGUCCUGCGUACUCCUACGUAGAGCAGUAUGCAGAUGACGGCCCCUUGCAUGAACGCCAUGAGACAGACGAAGGAUUCCAGGCGCCAACUCCCAAGUUUCAUGACUACAGCUACCAUGAUCAGUAUAUGGAGUCCACUGCAUCUCUCCCAUCCCGUAUGUCUUCAGGAAGCGUGUUUUCAUCCUUCUUUAAGAAGAAAAAGAACAAGUCAUCUUCCGUUCCCCCAGGCGAUCGAGCAGGCUCAUACCCUCCAAGUCACAACUUUAACGAGACUGCCAGAGACAAUUAG